Cantharellus anzutake is the source of this 2868-nucleotide messenger RNA. RefSeq lists its product as uncharacterized. The transcript has 5 exons. Gene Ontology annotation, biological process: cell redox homeostasis. The record is from RefSeq and is a predicted model, not a curated record. Gene Ontology annotation, cellular component: mitochondrion; cytosol. Lineage: Eukaryota; Fungi; Basidiomycota; Agaricomycetes; Cantharellales; Hydnaceae. The coding region runs from base 1 to 2868 and encodes 955 amino acids. Gene Ontology annotation, molecular function: protein binding.
AUGGCCAUUCAACCUCUCUCGAGCCUGACGACUUCGACACGAAGAAUGACUGGUGAAGUUCCUCCGGUCCUCGUAGGAGCAUCGACUACAGUCGUAGGUGACAGAGUAUAUCUUUUUGGCGGUCGUCUCGGCGCAACUCGACGAUUGACCUCUGACCUGUACGUCCUCGAUCUGCGUACUUCCGAGUGGAAGAAUAUCACACCCUCGGAGAGUGGCAGCGCUCCGCACGCCCCAGCCUCAAGAUACUUCCAUAGUGCGGACAGUUGGAACGGUUUUCUUGUUAUAUUUGGAGGAGUGGGAUACGUCUCGAACAACAAUUUCCCCGGCGUACUCAACGAUGUGCGAUUCUUCUCACUUGUACAACACCGAUGGAUCCCAGCCGCUGAGACAAACCCCCUACCUCCGAAUGUGUCACCCCAUUCUUCUUGUAUUCCUACUCAUGACCCACUAAUUCCUCGACCGCGUUAUGCGCACCUCUCCUCAGUCACUGAUUCGAGAUUGUUCGUUAUCGGUGGACAAGACAUGCCCUCCCAAGACUGGCUUGAUGAUAUUCAUGUCUUUGAUCUCUUUCAAAAACGGUGGAUCGAGCGGAGAGAGUAUCCGCGACAUUGUGGGAUGUAUAGGAGCCUCGCCACCGCGCCGCAAACAGUGAUUCGUGACCCUGUUCGCGAAGGGGUUCCAACCAAAACAGAUGAGCUUGCAUUUUUCCCGGUGGGGAAGGCCACAUCCCCAGCUACAGCGUGUUACCUCCCCACCCACCGCAAGGAAUCUCUGAUCGGCUCGUCUUUUGCCCAUACUCCGACCAACUAUAACUUUUCCGAUGUUAAGCGCGAACUUGAAGUGUUGACGCCAACCGAAAAGUCGUUUUAUACCACGGACAGAUCCGAUAUGAUGAACGGAUCAUCCUUCCCACCCGGUCUCCGAUUUCCUACUGGAGCAAUCCUAGGAAAUCACCUCAUCAUCGCUGGGACUUAUCUGUCUCAGUCCUACCAGUGUUAUUCCAUAUGGGCACUUGACCUAAACGAAAUGACGUGGUCACGCAUUGAUACUGGAGCUGUUCUUGCAACUGGUUCCUGGACGCGUGGCAUAUUGUGGGGGGAUGCUAAUACGUAUGUCAUUUUUGGAAAUCCUUCGGGGAACAUGGUUGAGGACUAUAAUCAUCGCAUCCUCAACUGGAGCCAUGCUGUGCACGUUGAACUUGAAACAUUUGGGAUUUAUACUUUCCCCACCCUUCAAACCCCUGUCAAAGGCCAAGUUCUUGGCCUUGACGCCUUGGAAGCUGAGCUUUUUGCCGAUUUUGAAAUCCUUUGCGAAGACGGGAGGAAAAUUAAAUGCUCUCGUAAACUUGUAGAAGAACGUUGGCCGUGGUUCAAGCACUCCUUACCUAAUGAACUCUUUGCCAACCCGGAAGACCGACCCGAUCCCAGGCUGACACCGAGGAUGUUGCGCCUCUCCGAACCGUAUCCGAUCACGAAGGCGUUGCUGCAGUACUUCUACUCUGGGAGCCUGAUCACUCCAUUACAACAUGCCCCCCUUGUACUCAGUGCCUUGCUCCUUCUCAGCAACAUUUACGAGUUGGCACACUUAGCUAAACUUGUGAAACAUGCCAUGCAUCAGACUCUUUCGCCAGCUACAAGUGUAGAUGUGUACGAAGUUGCCACAUUGUGCGACUCACAAAAUCUACAGAUUCGGGCUUUGCGCAUGGUGCUGGGUUCGAACAGGAAUGUGACUCAGCAGAGUGGGCAGGACUACUUGCGGUCUUACGCCGCACGAUUGAAGUUCACGUCUCAGGACAACAUACAAACAAUUUUUUACGGAACCAGAACGAAUGGACGGUGCACUAGCGCACAGUUAAAUCAGGAUCGUGAGAAAGAAACGCCAAUGCAGAGUUCGAACGCGAACAUUACAUGCCCGGAUGUAAUCCAUGUCGGAACGAUGCAGCGAUGGAAUGACUCUGACACGAGAGGUCUCCCACCAACGGAUGCGAAGCUGCCGCCGGCCUCACGCCCAGAUUUCCGACUUAAACGGGAAGGUUCAUUGAUACCCACACGGGUGUCAUCAUUAUCACUGGCGAAGCCUGUGGUGCCUAACCCAAUGCACAAGCGAGCGUCGAUGAACCCGGCCAGUCUAAAACAGCGCCCGAACAAAACCGCCUCCGGGCAACUAACCGAUCAGACUAAGAUUAUAAACUCUUGUGCUCAAAUUCGCCAGGAUGUGUCUCUGCCACCCUUCCCUCCUUUGGAUCGCACUGACCUCCAUACCUCCCCCCUCGAACCUCACGCCUCCACGGAGGAGCCACCUCAGUUUCUUCUUAUGUCGCCCACUGAAUUUCCUCACAACGUAUCCUCUUUUGUUCAACCAUCUCGCGAAGUCUCUAGGCAGCAGAGUGCUGAUACCCUUGGCUUGAGACAUUCUGCUAAAUCGUCCCGACCGAGAUCAUUGAGUGACGCAGGUCCCUCACGUCCAUACGCUGAUGACUCUGUCCAGAGCAUCUCGUCACUCGCAACUAGCAUCGAAAGAACUCGGGACGUCGUCUUUAUUGAAGCGGACGAUGCGGACCCCCCUCGCGCGGGCAAAGUCUCUCUCCCUCCAAAAGCACUCAAGAUACUCGGAAAUGACGACAUUCUGCCAACCCCCGAUAGCUUCCUUUCUGAUACUCAUCCGGAUCAACACUACGCAGCAGAAGUUCAGUCUAUCUCUGGGACGAGCGGAUCCGGUCGGUCGACAACAACCCAGAAGAGCGGGAAAUGGAGUCGACUGCUUUCACGAUCAACUGAUUGGUCUACCCCCGCAAAGAAAAAGAAACCCAAACACAGCCUAUUCAAGGGCUCGUACCUCGCCACAGAGGGUCAUUACCAAUUCAUGUAG